GUGGACAACAUGGGUGAGGAGGAGAUAGAUCUGGAGGGAUCAGCCACCACAGCAGCCUUUAUGAACACCAGCUCUGAUGGUGCCACAAAUGUCACCACCAACAUAACCUUUUCCCCCUACUACCAGCAUUCCUUGUUUGUUGCUGCCAGCUACAUCCUGGCCUACCUCUUCAUCUUUCUGCUGUGCAUGGUGGGCAAUGUCCUGGUGUGUCUGAUCAUACUGCAAAACCGUCGUAUGCGAACAGUCAAAAACCUUUUCAUCCUCAACCUGGCUAUCAGCGACCUUCUGGUGGGCAUCUUCUGUAUCCCUACAACACUGGUGGACAACCUGAUCACAGGUUGGCCCUUUUCCAACACCGUGUGCAAAAUGAGUGGCUUUGUGCAGGGAGUGUUUGUCUCUACAUCAGUUUUCACCCUGGUGGCAAUUGCUAUUGAAAGGUUUCACUGCAUUGUAUACCCUUUAAAACCCAAGCCAACAGCACUUGUUGCCAAGGCAGCCUUGGUGUUAAUCUGGAUGCUGGCAGUGGCGAUCAUGUGUCCUGCUGCUAUGGCACUGACUGUGGAUACAGUCCCUUUCAACUACAUGGUGCACAACAAUGACUUCAACCACACGUUACCCCUGUACAACUGCUACGAAAACUUUUCCGACCCCAAGAUGAGAAAGGUCUACACUGCAGUUCUGUUUGCUCACAUCUACCUGGUGCCCCUCAUCAUCAUCACCCUGAUGUAUGUCGGCAUCGGGGUCAAACUGUGCUCCUCUGUGGUUUCAAACAGAGAGCGGCAGAUGGCUAACGUCUCGAUCCAUGUUAAAGGAAGAAGAGGUAGUCAUCCAGUUAUAUCCCAGAAAAAGAUCAAGGUGAUAAAGAUGCUUAUUCUGGUGACUUUCCUGUUCAUGCUGUCCUGGUUGCCACUCUGGACUCUGAUGAUAAUGGCAGACUAUGCAGGUUUGGACAGUGACCAGCUGGACCUUCUGACAAGCUACAUUUUCCCCUUUGCCCAUUGGCUGGCUUUCGCCAACUCCAGCAUCAACCCCAUCAUCUACGGCUACUACAACGAGAACUUUAAGAGGGGCUUUCAGGCUGUGCGCAAGUCAUGGCCCUUUUGCAGCCCCCGCCAGGGGCAGCUGUGGGGGAGGAUGCGCAGGUGGGGCAGGAAGGAAAGGUCUGUGCAAGCACAGUGUGGAGGCGCUGACUUCAGAGAUGGAAAUUGCAAUCACAACCACCUCGUCUUGGGGCUUAGAAAUCGAGUUAAUAUCGAAAACAAGUUGAAUAACUCAUCAGAACAGGGCAGGGGUGGCAGGGUGGGGUUCGUGGUGGUCCAUUCAGAGAGGAGAAGUCUUUCAGACCAAGGUUUAGAAAUGUCACAUAUGCAUAAGAAGAACAGUAAUGUGGAGGAGUCAGACAGGGCUAGCUCAGGAGCCGUUUAUCAGGCAUGGGAUAACUAA
This is a messenger RNA of Notolabrus celidotus (New Zealand spotty), 1443 nucleotides long. It is a transcript of the gene npffr1l2, whose product is annotated as neuropeptide FF receptor 1 like 2. Lineage: Eukaryota; Metazoa; Chordata; Actinopteri; Labriformes; Labridae. The transcript is spliced from 3 exons. Gene Ontology annotation, cellular component: membrane. The record is from RefSeq and is a predicted model, not a curated record. The coding region runs from base 10 to 1443 and encodes 477 amino acids. Gene Ontology annotation, biological process: G protein-coupled receptor signaling pathway. Gene Ontology annotation, molecular function: neuropeptide receptor activity; peptide binding.